AGAGCCAUACAUCGGUGCUCUGCCAAGAUGAAAUAUUUUGUUUCGCUUGUAUUACUUGCUGCUGUGGCUUCUGCAGAAUACCAGAUUAACGAGAAGUCCUACUCAGGUGAAGUUGAAGUUGAAGACUACCCAAGACCAACAAAGAAACCAACGUACUCGGUGCCGGAUCUAGGACCACUUCCACCAGCAUCAUACCCAGUUCCAAAUUUCCCUAAUAGUUGGCCGCUUCCGCCAGCUUCACGACUAGUUCCAAUUCCACAAGAAUAUCCAGCUCCGUUCCCCCCAGGACCAUAUCCUGACUCAGAAAAUGGGGGAUCGUAUCCACCACGCAACUAUGAAGUCAAAAAAUUGAAAGAUCUUCGUGGUGAAAAAAUUGUUGAAGCCCGUGUUAGAUACUACACAUAUGAUAACACCCAUUACGCCGUCAUUUCAUGCCCCAGAAAUCCAACUCCAGGAGCAUACACAUGGAUUUUGGUGGACUCGAAGAAAGAAAUUCUACCAUUUAAUGUUCCUGGAACAGUAGCGUUGACAGGAGGUAUCAACGUUGACUACUUAGCCAAAUAUGGAACUAAAGGCAAAUGGGAAGGAAAAGAUUUGACCAAUGAUAAGAAACACAGGUUCCGUCGAGUUGGAUGCCUUCACGGAAAUACUAUGUCGUACAUUCAACAUUAAACUUUAUCAGUUUAAACAAUACAUUAUGAAGAAAAAUAAAUGUUAAUUUGAGC
Molecule: messenger RNA, 725 nt
Organism: Caenorhabditis elegans
Lineage: Eukaryota; Metazoa; Nematoda; Chromadorea; Rhabditida; Rhabditidae
Gene: Y62H9A.3
Product: putative secreted effector protein
Exons: 4
Coding region: 28-672 (214 amino acids)
Source: RefSeq, marked reviewed